AUGCCUGACCCUGCAGACUAUGAUACAGGACACCCCUUUACCGACAUAACAAAAGUAGAAAUGCUUCCUCCACCAAGCUCUGCUCAGCGCAGGCUGAUGACACCUCCACCACCUUCCGCAGCGCUACUGGAGCUUCAGAAGCAGGGACUGGAACUUGCAACGUCCAGAUCGCGAAGCAGUCUAUAUCUGGAUGUCCCUCACAAUAAAUCGGGAAGAUCGACCCCAUCUGACCGAGACAAACCCCUGCCGCUUGAGCCUUCUGAAAAGAGACGAUCCUCGAGCGUGUAUAGCACCGACACGUCAAUUACAAACAUUAUCCGCAUGUACAAUGGAUAUCAGGAGUUGAUCGACGAUCUUCCGUUGCCCACAUUACAUGCGCCACAGGCCUACCGGGAUACCAUUGCGCCGCUACUUAUCAAACGGAUGAGUAUCAGUAAGGCUCCCUCACCGCAGCCGCCUACGCCUCCCGUUUCCCGACAUAGCACAUCCAACCUUUCUGUCCACUCUCCUCCCCUGCCCGCGAGCAGUGUGCCGCUGGGCAACAAGACUGCACCGACCUUUGUUGAGUUCUCGCGUGCUCUUCAAGAGCGACGGAAUGAGCUUGUCUCACCAUUAUCUGCAUCUUCAGCGGAACACCACCGCCAAACAGCUUACGAUAAUCUAGCGCCUCCGUCUCCGCAAGUCUCAUCUGUCGAGCUGUCAUUAUCUGUUUCGCAGACUCCUCCGCUACCGGAUGCCAUGUCCGGAAGUAUAUCAGAUGUCGACGAGUCCGACCUGCUUCCGCCUCCGCUAGGUCUAACAGAUUCAGGUCCUCCAAGCCCGGUUUCGGCUGAAUGGGAGAUGCAUUCUGACAUUCAAAGUGCCAGUCCGGGUGAUGCAGCUGAAGAUGGACCGCAAGACGCGCCUGGUACCAAAUGGUCGGAGAAAUGGCUAGACGACGACUUCGUCCGAAGUCCUGUAUCGGGGUCAAAUAAACCAUGGGAACGAACGAGCUUCAGACUCAGGAAGAGUCCGACCGAGAAAGAGAAAGAGCGUAUCAUGUCCUAUGCCACGACUAAAUGGCCUGCUAUGACCGGAGAAGCUCCUGAUCGGAAGAAAUCGCAGCGCAGUAGUGCACGAUCGAGUCUGCAGCAAGGGGUUUCCAGCUUGCUAAGGUCAAUAUCCCGUUCCAAGCGUGAGGUGGACGAGCAUGGUACGCAGGAAGUGAAAGUCCCAGGAGAGAAGCACUUGGCGAAACCGGCUACCCCUUACCAGGUGUAUGGCGCAGAGAUCUGGUCGAAGAAGACCAAAAAGAAGCAGCAGCAACAGCAACUACAAGACAUACAGCGCAGCCAUAAGCGAGGGAUAUCUGUCGACCUUGUGCAUGCCUACCAGAAUGGACAGACUCAAUUUGUCGGCGUUAUUGAGGGUGCGAAGCGCAAGUUGACGAGGAGAACGUCUCAGAAGCGGCGGAGGAAGUUGAAGCAGAGUAUUGUGUUUGUCGGUCCAACACAGACGACUAGCACGAUGCAUUCCAUGGAUCGGUUUACAGGAGAUGAUGAAGCCUCGUGGAUCUGA
This is a messenger RNA of Exophiala xenobiotica, 1557 nucleotides long. RefSeq lists its product as uncharacterized. The record is from RefSeq and is a predicted model, not a curated record. NCBI's taxonomy places the organism in Eukaryota, Fungi, Ascomycota, Eurotiomycetes, Chaetothyriales, Herpotrichiellaceae. The transcript has a single exon. Bases 1 to 1557 code for a protein of 518 amino acids.